UGUGACACUUCCCAAAUCGUUCACGACCACUUCACCACUUCACCAAAUAAUCCUUACCAUGAAACUUAUCUUCUUAGUAGUUUUAAGUUUUGUCGCAAAUCUUCCACUAUGUGCAAAUUUGUUGCUUCCUUUUGAAAUUGGGUUUAAUCCGGACGAAAUAAAGUUCUAUUUAGUACAAAGUACAAGUUUUAAACAAGAAAUUAAGUACGCGGACGAGUCAUCGGUACGUAACAGCUUCAUAAAACCGGGAGGAUUGACGGUUUUUAUUCUUCACGGAUUCAUUGGUCCGACCAACUACAUCUUCUCAGAGAGGCUCAUUAUUCCCAUCACAAACUCAUCGGUUGUCGACAAUUUCAUUAUUGUGGACUGGAGUUGGCUUUCAGGGAAGUUCCUCUUUCCCCUCGACGUACCCAUCGAGUACGUGCUAGCGAUCAAAAACCUGAAUACGGUGGGGAAACAGGUGGCAAAUUUUAUUGCUUGGCUUGUCUAUAAUAAUUACUUGGAUUUGGAUCGCAUCCAUGUUGUCGGGCAUUCACUCGGAGCACAUCUGGCGGGGCGGGUGGGAGGUGAAAUUCAGGCAAUUAUGGGAGGCAGAAAACUGCCACGAAUUACUGGACUAGACCCGGCCGGACCUUUAUUCAAUAUACUCCCAGAAUUGAAAAUUGACCAGACUGACGCCAGUUUUGUCGAUAUUUAUCACUCUAAUGCAGGAAUCGGCGGUGAUAGCUCGUUGGAUGGACAUGUGGAUUUUAUGCUAAAUGGCGGACGUGAGCAGCCAGGUUGUAACAUUAUAACCGACUUUACCAUGGCUUGUAGUCAUCUUCUUUCUCUGUUUUGGUUUCCCGCCACUUUUCACAAGGCUUACGUUGGAUGUCAAUGUUCAAGUCGUGAACUGGAUCCGACAAAUUUUCGGACGUGUAUGGCUCAGUGUCCGAAUCCAGUUUUUGCAGGAAUAUACACACCCCACACGACACGUGGCGAGUACCAAGUGGACUUUCCUGUCAAGAGUGGAUGGGAAACUGUGUAGCGUGAUUCACAUACUUAAUCAUGCUACUUUUAUAUGUUUAAUUAUAAUCUUUAGCAAAUGAUACGUAGACAAAGUUAAGUCGACAAUGAACUCAUAUCUAAUGUAACGCGAUAUGUAUGUACAUAUGUAUGAAUGUUAAAUGUUUCUUGGGGUUGAGAUUCCCUAGAAUCCUAAUGUACUCGAAAAAAACGUAUUUAGAGAUUUUUUGAACCGAUUGACUCACUUUUGGGCAAAAUUGUCUAUGUGCAUAUAUGCAUACUUCGAUGAAUUAUAUGUAAAGUAUUAUUAAUAAUUAGUUAUUUUGUAAUUGUGCAUCAUAAAUUUCCCUACGUAAAACAUAGUUACAUAUGUAUUUACACAUUUGUAAAUACAUCAAAAAGGGAAAGUUGAGACACAAAAAUUCAAACUCAAUACUUACAUGAAGGGAAAUGAUUUAACAUUAAGGUCAGGGAUGCAUAAAACCAAAACUUUAACAGUGACUAAAGGACACUAUUUGUUUUUCCGACUGAAAAAUCGUUGUUUGUAAAAACAAUUCACCAUUCCUUAAAAGAUCUAGACAAUCGAAAUCUAACAAUCCGAUGACGCCAUCGGUCUCGCUCCGAUUUUGACGAAACAACGAUAACUGUUUAGCCUUACACAAAUAAUUGAACACGUGUUUCGGGAUUUUUCGUAAUGCUCAGCUUAAACGAAAUUAUGACGUGAUCCGUGAGCGAGAAUUUCCAUUUGUACCGCGACAUUUUUCUCGUGAGGGAGAAAAAUCAAGAUUCACGCUUAGCGGUUCCAUCAUAAUUUCGUUUAAACUUAAAAUGCGUGGGCAUGAAGUGGUUUUCUCCCGAUUUCGAACUGCUCGCACAAAUUUUGAAAAUUUUGAAAAUUUUGAAAAUGCAACAAGCUAGAGAUUUCCAAAAAUUAAAAUUUUUGAAAACCAGAUUUUUCUUAAGUUAGUCAGUGUAAUUCUGUGCAAAAAUCUUUAUGCAUUUUUGAAACCAGAUAAAAAUUUGAAAAUUUACCGCAUUUCGAUAAAUCCUUAAUUUAGCUUAAAAUUUAUUCCAAAAUUCCCCACAACCGAAUUUUUUACAAUUUUUACUUUUUCAUGAAGACGCGUGAUUUCGGUUGUAGCGGAAAUUGAGUGACUUAAGAAAAUUCGAUUGAGUAACUUAAGAAAAUCUGGUUUUCAAAAAUUUUGAUUUUUCGAAAUUUCUGGUUUGUUGAAUUUUCAAAAUUUUUCAAAAUUUGUGCGAGCAAUUUGAAAUCGAUAGAAAACCACUUAAUGCCCACGCAUUUUAAGUUUAAACGAAAUUAUGAUGGAAUCGCUAAGCGUGAAUCAGGAUUUUUCUCCCUCACGAGAAAAAUCGGUAAAUCACAGUAAAUACUCAAUAGUUAUCUUACUCAAUAGUUGCAUUGGUGGAAAUUUUACUCAAAAUUGAGCAAAUUUUAAUCAAAUUUAUUUCGAGUGUACUCGCAUUAAUCUUUGAUUGUUAUCCUGGGAAUUUUUACUUCAACAUGGUUGCAACGAACUCCUGAUUUCUCUACCUUGAAAAAGUUCGCCUUCAAGUUUAUAAAUAUAAAUAGUUAUAAAUAUUCAUUUCCAAGCACGACAAGUAUAUUUAUAAUAGUGACUGCUUCGAAUGUCAUUUUUAAUGAAAUAUGCAGGGUUGACCUUUUCGAGUUGAAUAAAAAUAUCGUGCAAGUUUUA
This is a messenger RNA of Folsomia candida, 2723 nucleotides long. RefSeq names its product phospholipase A1 2-like. Lineage: Eukaryota; Metazoa; Arthropoda; Collembola; Entomobryomorpha; Isotomidae. Gene Ontology annotation, molecular function: lipase activity. The transcript is spliced from 6 exons. The record is from RefSeq and is a predicted model, not a curated record. Bases 59 to 1027 code for a protein of 322 amino acids.